CAAAGUAUACGCAACGAACUCACUAACCAAAGCUACCACCAAUUACCAGUAAGGCAUAAAUAAAUAACUAAUCUAAGAAGAGUGACUGCGACGCACGAACACGAAGAAGAAGAAGAAAAUGGAUAAAAGACAAGACUUGAAGUCAAUUCUACCCUACUUACCAUUGUUGGUUCGGGAAUCAACUCUAUUUUGGCCUUCUAAAGUAGUGGAAGCUCUUAAAUCAAUGGCGAAAGGACCCGAACACAGCCGGGUCAACUCUGGAGAAAUGCUUUCUGUGGCCAUUUGUGAUAUCAGAAGCUCGGUAUCUCUCUUGGAACCUCUCGCUCCUUUUGCCCUCAACGGUUACGCGCUUUUCUUUGAUGAUCUUGUAUCAAGGGCAGAAUCAACAAAAUGGUUUGAAGAGGUUCUUCCAGCCCUAGCAAAUUUUCUCUUGCAGUUGCCAUCUCUGUUAGAAAGUCACUAUCAAAAUGCAGAUGAUUUUCUUAAAAGAUGUGGCAACAAAACGGGUCUUCGUAUAUUGGGUCGACAAGAAGCUGGCAUAGUGUUCCUCAGCCAGGAAUUGAUUGGUGCUCUUCUUGCUUGCUCGUUCUUUUGUUUGUUCCCAGUCACUAAUAGAGGUUCAAACCAUCUUCCAACCAUCAACUUUGAUGAAUUGUUUGCGAGUCUAUAUGAAAGUUACAGUGAAAAUCAGGAAAAUAAAAUAAAGUGCAUUGUACAUUAUUUUGAAAGGAUAUCUUCAUCUAUGCCUGUUGGAUCUGUCUCAUUUGAGCGAAAGGUUCUUCCUUUAGACCAUCAUCCUUUAUUCAUCUCUUAUCCCGAUGCUGAUGCUUGGAGCAAAUCUGUCAUACCCCUCUGCCCUUUUGAGGCUCACAGUUUAGGCUUAAUGGAAGAUCACUCCACUGAUUCUCUUCAAGUGGAUUUUGCAAACAAGUAUAUUGGAGGUGGUGCACUUCGUAGGGGCUGUGUGCAGGAAGAGAUCCAUUUCAUGAUCAAUCCUGAAUUAAUUGCUGGAAUGCUUUUCUUGCCUUCCAUGGCUGACAAUGAGGCUAUAGAUAUUGUUGGUGCAGAAAGGUUCUCAGAUUAUAAUGGGUAUGCCUCGUCAUUUCGUUUUUCUGGUGAUCAUGUGGAUAAACGGAAUGUUGAUGUUUUUGGGAGACGGAAAAUUAGGAUAAUUGCUAUAGAUGCAUUAUGCUGGCCUGGAAUGAAACAAUAUGAACUAAAAUACCUCCUUCGGGAGACAAAUAAGGCACUUUGUGGGUUUAUUGAUCAGUCUAAUUUUGGCCAAUAUGAGAAACUUUUUCCAGACGGGGGACUUUACGAAGCCAAUGAUGAAGACAACAUGCCAAGGAAUAAGUUUUUGUUACAGGAAGGUUCCUCAACUGCCAUUGAAACAAAUGAAGAUAAAUCUGUCAAUCCAAUGCUCAGAAAUUCUGACCCGAAGAGUAGUCAGUUUCGGAACCAUAAGGGUUUUCCGGGUAUUGUGACUGGGAAUUGGGGAUGUGGUGCUUUUGGGGGAGAUCCUGAACUGAAGGCUAUAAUUCAGUGGCUUGCAGCUUCGCAGGCUUUAAGACCUUUAAUGUCAUACUAUACAUUUGGUGUGGAGGCAUUGGAGAACGUGGGUCAGGUGACACAGUGGAUUCUUUCUCAUGAAUGGACAGUUGGGGACCUCUGGAAUAUGAUGGUAGAAUACUCAUCACAACGAUUGAAGGGAGAAACCAGUGUUGGGUUCUUUACUUGGCUCCUUCCAUAAUUAACUUCUCAUUAAUCAGAGAUAUUUGACUCACCAUAUAUCUAGUAGCUUCAUUUUUAGGAAGAUUAAUUGAGUUAGCUUGCACCAUUAUCUUUUCUGUAAAUCAUGUUCUUUGAGUUGUACAUUCCUGUGAAAAAUAAAAUCUGUAGUUGUCGAUUAGUCAAA
Molecule: messenger RNA, 1915 nt
Organism: Mangifera indica (mango)
Lineage: Eukaryota; Viridiplantae; Streptophyta; Magnoliopsida; Sapindales; Anacardiaceae
Product: poly(ADP-ribose) glycohydrolase 1-like
Exons: 11
Coding region: 119-1750 (543 amino acids)
Biological process (GO): ATP generation from poly-ADP-D-ribose; regulation of DNA repair; carbohydrate metabolic process
Cellular component (GO): nucleus; cytoplasm
Molecular function (GO): poly(ADP-ribose) glycohydrolase activity
Source: RefSeq, a predicted model, not a curated record